Paramecium sonneborni is the source of this 478-nucleotide messenger RNA. The record is from the annotation of a GenBank genome assembly. NCBI's taxonomy places the organism in Eukaryota, Ciliophora, Oligohymenophorea, Peniculida, Parameciidae.
AUGUUAAGAGAAAAGAAAUUGGCAUAUUUCGCUUUUACUGGAGAAUAUAUUAUAUAAUUAAUCAAUCCUAUGAUUAUCGCUCUUCAUUAUAAUUUUGAUGCUUAUAAAAGAAUAAACAAAUGUAAAAAAUUUGCUCACAAUUUCAAAAACUAACUUUAGAUUAGGAUUCGACUGAUAAUACUUUUGCAAUAAGAGAUAUUCAGAUAUACAUAGGUAUAUAAUAUUAUUAAUUUAGAAUAAAAAUUAUGUGGAAAUUAAAUAAUUCAAUUUUCAGAAGAUUGUGAUGAUGCAAAUUUGUUUCCAUUUGUUUGUUGUUUCAAUUGUAAAUACUCAUGCGUUGAAGGAUGUUCUUUAUGUCAUAAAGGUAUAUGUCUAAAUUUUUUUUUCUGGAUGGGUUUUUUAGAGUAAUCUAUUAAUGUGCUUAAGAAUUAUUAAUUUAAAUUAAUAAUAAUAAUAAAUCAGUUUAUAAACUAUUUGA